ACACACCGCUUCCUUCUCUCAACCUUCCUUCGCAACAACAGCAGCAGCAAGCGAGCGAGCGAGCGAGCGAGCGGCGGUGACUUCACUUCCCAAAUUUAGGACGAAAGAAAAAAAAAAGAAGAAAAAAAAAGUGUCUUUCUCUGCGCCACACAGACCGGGACUAGGCUGGAAUUAAUUCAGGAGCGUGUCAUGUUUGGGAUACCGUCGGAGUCCACUGAAAGUUGCCUAAAAUGGACGGAACUAUUAAGGAGGCGCUAUCAGUGGUGAGUGAAGACCAGUCCUUAUUUGAGCCGCCGUACGCUGCUGCCGCCCCCCUCCCCAAGAAAGACAUGACUGCAUCUGGCGCGCAGGACUAUGGCCAGACUCACAAAAUCAACCCAUUACCCCCACCGCAGGAGUGGCUCAACCAGCCGGUGCGGGUCAACGUCAAGCGAGAAUAUGAGCAUAUGAACGGAUCGCGCAGGGAGUCUCCAGUGGACUGCAGCGUGGGUAAAUGUAAUAAGCUGGUGGGGAAUAACGAGACGUCUCAGAUGAACUAUGGAAACUACAUGGAUGAGAAAAUUGCGCCUCCCCCUAACAUGACCACCAAUGAACGGAGAGUCAUUGUGCCGGCUGAUCCUUCCUUGUGGUCCCAGGACCACGUGCGCCAGUGGCUAGAGUGGGCCAUCAAGGAGUACGGCCUGUUGGAGAUUGACACGUCCUUGUUUCAAAACAUGGACGGCAAAGAGUUGUGCAAGAUGAGCAAGGACGACUUCCUCCGACUCACCACCAUGUACAAUGCCGAAGUUCUUCUCUCUCAUCUCAAUUACCUCAGGGAAAGUAGCUCAUCAUUAUCCUACAGUACACCAUCACACACAGACGCAUCCCCACGUCUGGCUGCCAAAGAAGACCCUUCAUAUGAUGCUGUACGACGGACAGGAUGGUCAAACAACAUGCACAGUGCCAAAGGCUCACCAGUUGUAACUCAGAAUGUGACUAAAACCGCCGAGCAGCCCAGAGCUCAACCAGAUCCUUACCAGAUACUCGGUCCCACCAGUAGUCGCCUAGCCAAUCCUGGUUCAGGCCAGAUCCAACUUUGGCAGUUCCUUUUGGAGCUCCUGUCGGACAGCGCCAACGCCGGCUGUAUCACCUGGGAGGGCACCAACGGCGAGUUCAAGAUGACGGACCCGGACGAGGUGGCGCGACGCUGGGGCGAGCGCAAGAGCAAACCCAACAUGAACUACGACAAACUGAGCCGAGCGCUGCGCUACUACUACGACAAAAACAUCAUGACCAAGGUGCACGGCAAACGCUACGCCUAUAAAUUUGACUUCCACGGAAUCGCCCAGGCGCUGCAACCGCAUCCCACCGAGUCGUCCAUGUACAAGUACCCCUCGGACCUAGCCUACGUGCCUUCCUAUCACAGCCACCAGCAGAAGGUCAACUUCGUAUCCCCUCACCCUCCGUCCAUGCCGGUUACCUCCUCCAACUUCUUCGGACCAACUGCUCCAUACUGGAGCUCGCCCGCCGCCGGCAUCUACCCUAACCCCAACGUCCCUCGCCAUCCGAACACCCACGUGCCUUCCCAUCUGGGCAGUUACUAUUAAACACCUCGAUCUAGCCACCCACUCGUCAAGGCCUACCAUUGCUGACCUGCCCUCCCAAUGACGCUCGACCCAAAUGAAGGCGAUGAAGAGGCACGAGGAGAUGGAAAGAGAUGAUUUUAUAUUUGUUCAAAAUUUCGAAACAACUGGAUGCCUAUCGUCCAAAAUGGAAUACUGUACUACUUAAUUACCUUUCGAAGACUUGAUGUUUUGGACACGUGCCUUUAUUUUCCGCAUCCCCACCCCCCUCCCAAAAGCUGCACCUAGUUCUUCCCCAAAAUGUUUGUCAAGCCAAAGUCCGAGGACAGAAGAGCAAUCGUGUCUGCCCAGACAUGGCCCUUUAUUUACGGGUCUCAAUCUACGUCCUCCUGAGUACAUCGCAGCCAUUAUGCUUGAAAGCAUCCGCUCUUUCCACCAUCUACAACCCUGUCGGACGGAGUUUGUUAUUCCCACCACAUCGAAGCCUUCAUCUUUUUUUUUUUUUUUCCCCCACUGCCUCCGCUCGUCCAUCUGUACCCUUUUAUGUGUGUGUUGAGAGUCUUCUGGAAUUUGCUGGAAAAGAUGGAGCCCCCCAACCCCAUCCCACACCACCACCACACAAGUCACAGACUUUUCUUGGCACUGAAUGAAAGUUGGCAACUGGAAUAUGCCAUUCACAAUUUAAUUUAUCCUCCAAACUGGAAGGCAAGAGAGGAGUUUAAUGGUGGGGAGGAAGCGCUGUAUGUCUGCUGAACUGUCAGUUGUACUUUAAAUGCUUUCUGCAUUGCGUGCAGAGUUGAUGACAGGCAACGUGUACAGCUCUGUUGUGCUGAGGAAGCCGAGUCAAGGCGUAAUUGAAGCAAUUUUGCAACAAGUCAACCCAGGCCGACACGCUCGGCUAUUAAAAGUUUACUGCAUCGUCGCCUCCAAGCCAUGUUUUGUCUCUCCGCCAUGUCAGUAUUAAUGUGAAUGUUGUCCAGUUUGUGUCUUAAAAGAGGAUGCCAAAUCAAAGAUUGUCAGGGGUUUUCAUAUUGUCAAGAAAAACAAAAAAAUUGAUUUUGAUGGUCGUGUUCAUUCGUAAAUAUGAAAAGUCCUUCUCUCGGUUUAAUCACGGAGCUAAAGUCUAGCAAGACUGCAAAUGUCGAACGAGUGCAUUGCAAUAAAACGAGUGCAUCCGGUUUACCGUGUGAUGAAAUGAGCAUUGAACCCCGACAGUGUUAGCAUCAUUCUUUAACUGCUGUUCCACGCAGUCUUCACGAGACUCGAAAUAUUUCCCCCCCCCCCCCCCGAUGAGAAGUCUUGACAAUUUUUGAUUUGUUUCAUGACUGCCACGGUGUCUCAUCUCCUUUUGGGGCCAGCCGGGAUCACGUAGGUCACACUGAGAAGUGGCUUUCUUAAUUUGUUGCGUUAGUCAACGGUGUCAAGUUGCAUAAUACCGGGGCUGGAUCCUAGUUUGAGAGCAGCAUGUAUGCUUGAAUGUUAGUUUCUCACUGAUCUGAAGGCCAGAUAAACAUGCACAGAGACUUCCUCCUCAUGUAAUCGCAUCAUAUCGUAACAUUUUCAUCGUCGGCUGCACAAGCUGAUAUGAGCAAAUGCAUUCCAUGACCAGUAAGUGACGCAGACACUUGAAAGUGAACGACUUUGGACUAAGCUUAUCAGAGAACAAAACCAAUUGAAAAUAUGAUGAGAUGAAACAUGGAAUUCCUCAGAUUCGCAAACGCUGUGCGUUUGUCAGACCUAUUUUUUAUUAUUUUAUAUGCGUCAGUCAACUAGGCAUUAAAGCAACUUACUGUAUAAAUUAUGCAGAGCUAUUUUCAUAUGUGACACAGUAUUAAAAAGAGACAAGAGAAUUAAUACGAGUUGACCUCGGUCAAAAAAAA
Messenger RNA from Hippocampus comes (tiger tail seahorse), 3442 nucleotides. It is a transcript of the gene fli1, whose product is annotated as Fli-1 proto-oncogene, ETS transcription factor. Gene Ontology annotation, biological process: regulation of transcription by RNA polymerase II; cell differentiation. The record is from RefSeq and is a predicted model, not a curated record. Gene Ontology annotation, molecular function: DNA-binding transcription factor activity, RNA polymerase II-specific; sequence-specific DNA binding. NCBI's taxonomy places the organism in Eukaryota, Metazoa, Chordata, Actinopteri, Syngnathiformes, Syngnathidae. Gene Ontology annotation, cellular component: nucleus. The transcript is spliced from 9 exons. Bases 231 to 1586 code for a protein of 451 amino acids.